Molecule: messenger RNA, 821 nt
Organism: Paramuricea clavata
Lineage: Eukaryota; Metazoa; Cnidaria; Anthozoa; Malacalcyonacea; Plexauridae
Source: the annotation of a GenBank genome assembly
CUGAGUGAUUUCAAGGAACACGUCACAUUCAGUGGCGAUUUCUCCUAUUCUCGCCGUGUGUCCACUUUUAAACGUGUUGCAAAAACAUGUAGCCCGGACCGGGCAGAUGCCAGGAGGAUCAUACCUGCCUGUCGACUUGAGCCAUUUGCCAUCCGCCGCAACCAAGACAUGGUGUCUGUCGUUGCUGAUACUUCAGUCGAGAUGUCUGUCGUCUCCAUGCAACAACAAACUGUGCCAGUUGAUUCUCCGGCAGUUGUCACCUCCAACCGUUAUGCGUUGCUGGCAGAUGAGGCAGAUGAGCUGGCUGCCCCUGAUCCUGUCUCUUCAGUCGUUGUUCCUGCGGGAAACCUUCUUCAGCCCUCCUCUACCAACUCUGCCAUAAGUGAUGCUCCUGCUGAUAGCACGGCUGUUUCCAUUCAGGCACAGCCUGUUGUGGAUGAUCUAGCGUCCCUUGCCGGGACCAUCGUCGAUCCGCUCGCCAGUCCAUUGCCUACCGAUGGUGCUGCCGAGCCGGUUGGUUCCACUCCUCCAUCUGUGGACCAAAUUCCUGCUGGUACUCAACCACCUGUACCUUGUGGUGAAUCUGUGGCAGCUGCUUGCCAGUCUUCUGCUAUUUUUUCACUCUCUGAGCCCUCUCUGCAGCUGCACCUCUCUAGGAGUGAGCAGUGUGCUGAACCUGUUGCCUCGCUUUCUCCGCCUGUUAGUGGAGCUGUUGAGCCGUCUCCUCCUAGCACUCCUGUGACCCACACCCCUGUGUGUACAACUCCACCUGUGUCUUCUUGUGAGCCUACGUUAGAAGAUGCUGCUAGUUCUGCGGCAGA